Mesorhabditis belari is the source of this 939-nucleotide messenger RNA. The record is from the annotation of a GenBank genome assembly. Lineage: Eukaryota; Metazoa; Nematoda; Chromadorea; Rhabditida; Rhabditidae.
AUGUUGGAGAAUGAAAAAACUGCAUGCAAAUUGAUACUAUUCACAAAAUGGAGAAGUAAAAAUGAAGUGGAAGCAGCUGUACCCAGUUAUUAUCAACCGGAUGCGAACGAUCACCGCUUUCGAGACGAAACUAUCCCUCCAACCACUUUUCACUCGAUUGUUCAUGGGGUACAAGGGAUUGUAAUAGCGGCUCUACUCAACAUUGGUGGCAGAUUUGUCCGGGUGGCUGCUAAACGUUAUGACGUUGCUGAUGCUGAAAGAGUGCGAGAGGACAAUCUGACAAAGAGCAAUGGAUACACAAAAAUUCUCCGAGAACUGCAAAACACCCAGUACUUAGUGCAUGAGAAUAUUGUCCAAAUGAUGGAUUCAUUCUGGGAAGAAUCACCGACCGGUGACAUUCGCUUCGUUUGGAUUGUCACAGAGAGAAUGGAUGUCGAUUUGGAGUACUAUUUUGAAAUACUGAAGAAAAACGACAAUUCGUCAAACCCAACACUGAGAGAUCAUCGACAACUCGCGGCAAUCCCGACAAACAGCAAAGGAAUUCACUCUAUUUUGCCCACUUUGCCAAUGAUCUAUCAACCAUUAGAAGUGGCUCUAAUGGAUCGAUAUGAUUGCGGGGUUGAUGUUUGGUCGGCGGGACUGGUUGCGUUGGAGAUGCUCGGGUGCAGGUUGAUGAUGCCAUUGGAUGGGAAAGCUGCUUCAGUGAAAGAACGAAUUCUGGACGUUCUCGAGGAAAAUCUCAUGGAUUUGUUAAAAAAGAUUUUCGAAGUGAACCGGCAAAUGAGACUGACAGCAAGCGAAUGUCUUGAGCAUCCAUAUCUCAAGGAAAUGAAUAAAAAACUGGAGUCAGGCGAGGAUGUUUCCAUGAUUGGCUCAAGUAGACGAGAUAAAGAACUCCUAAAAUCGACUCUAAUGAAAUUUUCCAAGAAAGUUGCUAAC